AUGCACAUGCAAACAGAGCUUUCAGAAUCGCGUGCCACAGCCAAAGAAGCCGCCGCCAAAGCACAGAAAAAGCCCAGCCCAGUGGGAGAGUCACCAGCCGAGCACGAGCCGAGGAUCAAGGUGGGUGCGGGCGGCAAGGGUGGCGUUGGAGCAGGAAAGAGUGGUGAGGACUCCAAGUUUGGGGACUUCGUCGCAAAGGGUGGUGGAGGCGGUGGCAGUGACGGUGACAAGAAAGGCCGCGAUGGUGGCAACGGUGGUGGUGGCAAGUAUGGCGCACAUGGCGGCAAGUCCAUUCAAAGUAAGCAGUCGGGCGAUUCUGGCACGGAGGGCCAUGGAAACUCAGGUGGCUCGGGCACUGCUAACACCUGGAACGCGGGUGGAGGCGGUGGUGCCAGUGGCGCAGGGAAGAGCGGAACCAACACGCUGUGUGGUGAUGGUGGUAGCGGCUUUGAGUCCGAGGUGUCGGGGAAGAAGGCAAGCUAUGGUGGUGGAGGGGGUGGCGGCUCACAUGAUCCCAGGUGUCAAAAGACGGCGAAGGGCGGGGAUGGAGGAGGUGGGGACGGCGGUGCCCCUGGCGGAAAGAAUCCCGGCAAGAAGGGCCAGGAUGGUCUGGGCGGUGGUGGGGGCGGCGGGUCGACGACUUCUGGCGUUGGAGGCAACGGUGGCGACGGCGGAGGGGGUGUGGUGAUCGUGAAGUUCACUGCGGCCGAGGAGGCAAAGAGUGAGGCCGUCACGUACAGCUUCGGUGUUGGCUUAGCACCACUUUCCAUCUUUGCGCUUCUUGCGGCUUGA
This is a messenger RNA of Symbiodinium natans, 792 nucleotides long. The record is from the annotation of a GenBank genome assembly. Lineage: Eukaryota; Dinophyceae; Suessiales; Symbiodiniaceae.